AUUGCGUGAAAGCAAAAGGUCGGAAGAACCCUCCGGGUGCCGGCCUCACUAUAACCUAAUCCGGAGCCAAAGCUCUAGGUGAAAAUCCAGAGCCAAACCAAGAUUCCUCAAGAGUGAAGAAAAUCGAGAGAUCAUGAGAGAAAUCCUUCACGUUCAAGGUGGACAAUGUGGAAACCAGAUCGGAGCCAAGUUCUGGGAAGUCAUUUGCGACGAACAUGGCGUCGAUCCAACGGGGAGAUUCAGUGGCGGAAUGUCCGAUCUGCAACUCGAGAGGAUCAAUGUCUACUACAAUGAGGCUUCUGGUGGACGAUACGUUCCUAGGGCUGUUCUUAUGGAUCUGGAGCCUGGCACGAUGGAUAGCAUCAGAUCUGGACCAUAUGGUCAGAUCUUCCGCCCUGAUAAUUUCGUCUUCGGACAAUCCGGUGCUGGAAAUAAUUGGGCCAAGGGUCACUACACUGAAGGAGCCGAGUUGAUCGAUUCUGUUCUUGAUGUCGUUCGUAAAGAGGCUGAAAAUUGUGAUUGUUUGCAAGGUUUUCAGGUAUGUCACUCCCUUGGAGGAGGCACAGGUUCUGGGAUGGGGACCCUCCUGAUAUCAAAGAUGAGGGAGGAGUACCCGGAUAGGAUGAUGCUUACAUUCUCGGUCUUCCCCUCUCCAAAGGUCUCUGAUACAGUUGUGGAGCCCUACAAUGCCACCCUGUCUGUGCAUCAAUUGGUGGAGAAUGCAGAUGAGUGCAUGGUCCUAGAUAAUGAAGCACUCUAUGACAUCUGCUUUAGGACCCUGAAGCUCAGCACUCCAAGCUUUGGAGACCUGAACCACUUGAUUUCAGCAACCAUGAGUGGUGUGACAUGCUGUCUGAGGUUCCCAGGUCAGUUGAACUCAGACUUGAGGAAACUGGCGGUGAACCUUAUUCCAUUCCCGCGCCUGCACUUCUUCAUGGUGGGGUUUUCUCCACUCACCUCCCGUGGAUCACAGCACUACAUCUCGCUCACUGUACCUGAGCUGACCCAGCAAAUGUGGGAUUCAAAGAACAUGAUGUGUGCAGCAGACCCCCGACAUGGACGUUACCUGACUGCCUCAGCCAUGUUCAGGGGAAAGAUGAGCACCAAGGAAGUUGAUGAGCAGAUGAUUAAUGUGCAGAACAAGAACUCAUCGUAUUUCGUGGAGUGGAUCCCCAACAAUGUGAAGUCGAGUGUUUGUGACAUUCCCCCAACAGGGCUAAAGAUGGCGUCAACUUUUAUUGGGAACUCAACUUCAAUUCAGGAGAUGUUCAGGAGGGUGAGUGAGCAAUUCACUGCGAUGUUCCGGCGCAAGGCUUUCUUGCACUGGUACACUGGGGAAGGAAUGGAUGAGAUGGAGUUCACAGAGGCUGAGAGCAACAUGAAUGAUUUGGUGUCAGAAUACCAACAGUACCAGGAUGCCACUGUUGAGGAGGACGAGGAAGGUGAAUAUGAGGAGGGACUCGAAGAUAACUACGAGGGCUGAAUGGGAUGAUGGUAGCAACUAUUUUGAAAUUGGAAUCAGUUCUUUCAUAUGAUGGGCUUCCCUACCCAUCAGUGUGGAAGGUGCUUAUUCUUUUCCAUUGUUCCUUUUCUUCUUGUGCUACUGCUAUUUUUCUGCUCUCAUAUGACAACAUAGUGUGCUACAUUUUUAAGCUGGCUUUGAAUA
Messenger RNA from Telopea speciosissima, 1666 nucleotides. RefSeq names its product tubulin beta chain-like. Gene Ontology annotation, biological process: microtubule cytoskeleton organization; mitotic cell cycle. The record is from RefSeq and is a predicted model, not a curated record. The transcript has 3 exons. Gene Ontology annotation, molecular function: GTPase activity; structural constituent of cytoskeleton; GTP binding. Gene Ontology annotation, cellular component: cytoplasm; microtubule. Bases 134 to 1483 code for a protein of 449 amino acids. NCBI's taxonomy places the organism in Eukaryota, Viridiplantae, Streptophyta, Magnoliopsida, Proteales, Proteaceae.